Messenger RNA from Uranotaenia lowii, 2012 nucleotides. RefSeq lists its product as uncharacterized. The record is from RefSeq and is a predicted model, not a curated record. The transcript is spliced from 3 exons. NCBI's taxonomy places the organism in Eukaryota, Metazoa, Arthropoda, Insecta, Diptera, Culicidae. The coding region runs from base 169 to 1977 and encodes 602 amino acids.
GUUGCCCUGGCCGCAGCGUUGCCAGAUGGUAUCCUUUGAACCCAAUUUUGAGCUUUGGGCACAACCCUGCGCCGAACAUUUUCUCUGCGAGUAAAUUCGAUAAGAAUUUGUGGAGUGUCGCUUAUUCAGAAUUCAGAUCCUAUAAAUAAGAUUCAAAACUUAAUCAAGAUGAUUCGUAGAGUACUACACAACGCAUUGAAGCUUCAUAAAGCCACCGGAACCAUGCGUACAAUUUCAACAGCUCCUCGACUGCGGGGCACAGGGAGCGAAAUCACUGGUAUCAGCAUCUCAGAACAAGAACGAGCAGACGCUUAUCUCACAAUACUUAAGGAUGCCACCGACCCCAGAGAAGUUCUGGAUUUCCUGCCCAAAUUGGACAAGCGAAAAAUCAAUCGACAAUCGGUUACACUCGCGGCGCUUAAAUCACUUUUCGAGCUGCACAAACUAGGGAAAACUGCCAUUGAUCGACAAGAGAUCCUACACCAUCCCAGAUUCGCAGAACUAUGCCGGGCUCUGAAGCUGGAUGCCCGUUCGUUGAUUAUGAACGACAUCACCGAAAUACUUAAAAUAUUAACAUAUUUCGGGGUACGCACCAAUAGUGAAAUCAUGACGGUGUUGCUUAACCUGUUGCGACUUCAAAUCAACGACGUGUCCCUGGACCAUAUCGUGUUUCUCGAUUUUAUCUUGAAAAAGAUGGAUCGAACCCCAUUAGUGGAAGCGCUACAAAUGGCUCUUCCGAUGUUGCUUCAGAUUCAGAUCUCUUACAAAAUGGAUCACGAAAACGUACAGCAGUUGGUAGAUUUGUUACAUUUUGUUAGCAACAAGAACAUGGCCAAUCGAUGUGUCACCAAUUUGGUUAGCGCUUUGACUCUUCAUGGGACCAAUCUUAAUGCAGCGCAAGCAGUAGAAAUAUUAAAGGCAUUACUGAUGUUUACAGAUUUUCAACAAGUGCAUUUGAAGCUUCUAGAUAAUGUAUUCCAAGUGGUGACGAGCAAUAUCAAAGGCAUUAAUUUUAAAACCAUUGAUUUUGUCAUGAAGCAAAUCGUUGAGAAGAACCUAGAUAAAUAUCCCAUGUUCUACAAUGAAGUAUUCUUCAAAGCAUGUUCGGACCUCAUAAUUGAGCAGGAUCUCGGCAUUAUAAACGCUUUAUAUAUUUUGAAAAAGUUCAACAAGAUUCUUUAUAUCGAUGUACCACUAUUGAAUUACGUAAGUGAACAUGUCGAAAGCUUCUCAAUCGUUCCUGUUACUGGUAUAAUUACUUUUGUUUCAUCGCUUUCUAAUGCCAACUACAAACCUUCUAAUUGGGACUCCCUCAAACCGGAAAUCAAUCGUUUUGCUGGUGUUUUCAACACUAAGCUGCCAUGGAUCCGAUACAAUCUAGAACUGCUGUCACUAGACAUCUACAAUUUCGAAAUGUUACAAAACUACCUGAGCCCUGAAACCGUAAAUGUAGCCAUGGAUCGUAAAACGGUUGUCGACCAUCUCCAACUGCUGGAACUUGAUCAAACGCUACGGCUACUAUAUCCUCAAUACCACGGUCCAUUUCCGCCGCAGGAAUACUUAGACACAGCUAAAAAACUGCUGGAACAGAACAGAGAUAUGCCUCUGGAAAAGCCUUUGGAACUGAUUUUCGGCCAACAGGUAGUUCUGACGAAAGUCAAAUCCAAAAACGGCCACGUAUUUGAUCAUGUGCUUGCAUUCGAUGAAAGCAGGAACCCGAUACAAUUAUCGGAAGAACCGGGUACAAUUGAAACCCUACUUAUAGCUGGGCGUGAAAUUAUUGUCGUUCUAUGCCUACCACCCAGCUAUUACGCAACCAACGUCAACCGGAUGCGAGGUCGAUUCGUGAUGCAAUUGAAAACGAUCGAAACGCUAGGGGUGAAAGUAGUUCCAAUUUCCUACCAAAUGUGGAACAAGCUACCGGAAGCUGAACGACUACCAUUUUUAGAAAGAGAAGUGAAAACCAAGCUUCAAUAGUGACGGGUGUUCGGAUUCUUGUAAAAUAAAUAUUC